Molecule: messenger RNA, 8616 nt
Organism: Pelmatolapia mariae (spotted tilapia)
Lineage: Eukaryota; Metazoa; Chordata; Actinopteri; Cichliformes; Cichlidae
Product: dedicator of cytokinesis protein 9
Exons: 55
Coding region: 283-6792 (2169 amino acids)
Biological process (GO): small GTPase-mediated signal transduction; positive regulation of GTPase activity
Molecular function (GO): guanyl-nucleotide exchange factor activity
Source: RefSeq, a predicted model, not a curated record
CCUCACUCACUCACUCACUGUAUCUCGCCUGCUGACUGAGGUAUUUCUACAAGCACAGACUGGGACAGCCUUGACUCUUCUGCACGAGGUUUGUGUGUAAAGUCUCCAGCUAUUCCUCUCCCUGGAUCCUUUUUCCAUGGACUCUGAUGCUCUCUGUGUGGGUGAGAAGUUGCGGAUGUGCAUGUCAGAGUAAGAUCAUGGACCAGAGGGGAGCAGGAGACAGUGAAGGAAACUGGGUCACUGGCAGGCUCUCCUGACUGAUGCCUGUUUGGACCUGGAGGGAUGGGGUGCACCACCAGCACGGUUGUGUUUGAUGGGCUGCGUACUGUCCUGGAGAGGAACUGUAGUGGCUACAUCUGCAAGGAAGCAGCAGAGCCCACUGGACCGUCUGAGGCUGAGCGGGCGCUGAGUCGGAGAGAGUCGCGUGUAUUGCCAACACCACGAAUACUUAAGGUAAAACCAAAGGUGAUCGAGCCACUCGAUUAUGAAAAUGUGCUGGUGCAGAGGAAGACGCAGAUCCUUAGCGAUGUCCUCAGAGACAUGCUGCAGUUCCCCCUUGAGGACUUUGAGAUUUCCACUUUGAGGAGGCAAGGGAGAACCCUGUACCCCACAGUGCCUGAAAAUGCAGAGAGGGACGCCCAGAGUCUGUUCGUCCAAGAGUGCAUUAAGACCUACAAGUCAGACUGGCACGUGGUCAACUACAAGUAUGAGGACUAUUCUGGGGACUUCCGACAGCUUCCAAAUAAAGUGUCCAGGCCUGAUAAAUUGGCUGUCCAUGUAUUUGAAGUGGAUGAAGAUGUCGACAAAGAUGAGGACACAGCCUCCUUAGGCUCCCAGAAAGGUGGAAUCACUAAACAGGGCUGGCUGUAUAAAGGAAACAUGAACAGUGCUAUCAGUGUCACCAUGAGGUCAUUCAAGAGGAGAUAUUUCCACCUGACUCAACUUGGAGAUGGUUCUUAUAACUUAAACUUCUACAAGGAUGAGAAGAUCUCCAAAGAGCCCAAAGGAACUAUUUUCUUGGACUCCUGUAUGGGUGUGAUUCAGAACAACAAGGUUCGAAGGUUUGCUUUCGAGCUUAAGAUGCAGGAUAAGAGCACCUACCUGCUGGCUGCAGACAGCGAGGCGGAGAUGGAGGAAUGGAUCAACACGCUCAAUAAGAUCUUGCACAGUAGCUUUGAAAUCGCCAUGCAGGAGAAGAGAAAUGGAGACAUUCACGAUGAUGAUGAUCUUGGAAAGUCAGACAGCUCCUCUGGCAGUAUGGACAGCUUUCAGAGCACAAGAGAUAUAGAGUCUAGGAUGAAGAAUGAAACCAGGCUGAAGCUGUUCACGCUGGAUCCGGACACACAGAAACUCGAUUUCUCAGGAAUAGAGCCAGACGUGAAGCAGUUUGAGGAGAAGUUUGGCAAGCGUGUGCUGGUGAACUGCAACGACCUCUCGUUUAAUUUGCAAAGUUGCGUGGCCGAAAACGAGGAAGGGCCAACAACAAACGUGGAGCCAUUCUACAUCACCCUGUCGCUGUUUGACAUCCAGAAUGGCAGAAAAAUCUCCUCUGAUUUCCACGUUGACCUAAACCACCCCUCUGUCAGGGGCAUGAUGCCCAAUAACAGCAGUCAGUAUAUGAACGGGGGAGGCGAUGGCCGACCCGACAGCCAGCGGUUGAUCCACGGGAUGCCAGAAGCAGCCAUGCAGUAUCCCAGACAGGGAGUGUUUUCGGUAACAUGUCCACACCCAGAUAUCUUCCUAGUGGCCCGCAUAGAGAAGGUGCUUCAGGGGGGUAUCAACCACUGUGCCGAGCCAUACAUGAAGAGUUCAGACUCCACCAAGGUGGCACAGAAGGUCCUGAAAAACGCCAAGCUGGCAUGCAGCCGGUUAGGCCAGUACAGGAUGCCUUUUGCCUGGGGAGCAAGACCUUUGUUCAAAGAUGCUUCAGGGACUCUUGACAAAACUGCUCGCUUCUCUGCUCUAUACAGACAAGACAGCAACAAACUGUCCAACGACGAUAUGCUCAAGCUGCUGGCUGAUUUCAGGAAGCCGGAGAAGAUGGCCAAGCUGCCUGUAAUCCUAGGAAACCUCGAUGUUACCAUUGACAACGUAGCCCCAGACUUGUCAAAUUGUGUUACCUCAUCCUACAUCCCUGUGAAACAGUUUGAUGUCAGCGAGAAGAGCAACAUCUUCUUUGAAGUGGAGGAGUUUGUGCCGUGCAUUGCCAAAUGUUCUCAGCCUUUCACCAUCUACAACAAUCACCUCUAUGUCUACCCGAAGCACUUGAAAUACGACAGCCAAAAGUCAUUUGCGAAGGCUAGAAACAUAGCUGUCUGCAUCGAGUUCAGGGACUCGGAUGAGGAAGAGGCUGUUGCACUUAAGUGCAUCUACGGCCGGCCUGGAGGACCCUUGUUUACCAAAAAUGCCUUUGCCUCAGUGUUACAUCACCAGCAAAAUCCUGAAUUCUACGAUGAAUUUAAGAUUGAGUUGCCAACCCAGCUCCACGAGAAGCAUCAUCUUCUCUUCACCUUCUAUCACGUCAGCUGCGAUAGCAACAGCAAGGCCAGCACCAAAAAGAGAGAGCAGGUUGAGAUGCAAGUUGGUUACGCCUGGCUCCCGUUGCUCAAGGACGGUCGGGUGAUCAUGAAUGAGAGUCAGAUCCCGGUUGCCGCCAACCUACCUGCCGGAUACCUCAGCUGUCAGGAGGGUGCCAGCAAGCAUUUGGGUCCUGAAGUGAAAUGGGUGGAUGGAGGAAAACCAUUAUUCAAAGUUUCCACCCACCUUGUGUCCACUGUCUACACUCAGGAUCAGCAUUUGCACAAUUUUUUCCAUUACUGUCAAACCAUUGCAUCAGGCGCCCAGGCGUCAGGAGGAGAGCUGGUCAAAUACCUGAAGAGUCUGCAUGCCAUGGAGAGUCACGUGAUGAUCAAGUUCCUGCCCACCAUCCUCAAUCAGCUGUUCAGGGUGCUAACCAGUGCCACCCAGGAAGACGUGGCAGUCAACGUCACCAGAGUCAUGAUUCAUGUUGUGGCGCAGUGCCACGAGGAAGGUUUGGAGCACUACCUUAGAUCUUAUGUGAAGUAUGUCUUCAAGACUGAGCCAUACACGUCCUCCACCACCCGAACGGUGCACGAGGAGUUGGCUAAAGCCAUGACUGCAAUCCUGAAGCCUUCCACUGACUUUCUCACAAGUAACAAGCUGCUCAAGUACUCCUGGUAUUUCUUCGAAGCCUUAGUCAAAUCCAUGGCUCAGUACUUGAUUGAGAGCUGUAAAGUAAAGCUGUCCAGGAACCAGCGCUUCUCUGCAUCGUUCCAUCACACUGUGGAGACCUUGGUCAACAUGAUCAUGCCACACAUCACUCAGAAAUACAAGGACAACCUAGAUGCUGCCCGGAAUGCCAACCACAGCUUGGCAGUCUUCAUCAAGCGUUGUUUCAACCUGAUGGACAGAGGCUUUGUGUUCAAGCAGAUCAACAACUAUAUCAACUGUUUUGUGCCUGGAGACCCAAAGACUCUGUUUGAGUUCAAGUUUGAGUUCCUGCGAGUCGUGUGCAACCACGAGCACUUCGUCCCCUUAAACCUGCCCAUGCCGUUUGGAAAGGGACGGAUUUUGAGAUUUCAAGACCUCCAGCUGGAUUACUCGCUGACGGAUGACUUCUGUAAGAACCACUUCCUGGUCGGACUGCUGCUCAGGGAAGCCAGCGCAGCUCUGCAGGAGUUCAGGGAGAUUCGUCAGAUUGCCAUCCAAGUGCUGAAGAGCCUCAUGAUGAAACACGCAUUUGACGAUCGCUACACCUCAAAAAGCCAGCAGGCCAGGUUAGUCACCCUGUACUUGCCCUUGUUUGGUCUGCUCCAAGAAAACGUCAACAGGCUAAAUGUGAAGGAAGUGUCGCCGUUCACCGUCAACCACUGCACCAGUAAUGGAAGAGAUGAUUCUCUCCAUACCAACACUUUGAUGACACCUCCGAGGUCGAGCACCUUUCUGGACACCGGCUUCCACAAAGAUGUUUUUGGAGCCAUCUCUGGCACCGCUUCACCUCAUGCAGCAUCCACCCCCAACAUUAACUCUGUGCGCCACGCCGACUCUCGAGGAUCGCUCAUCAGCACUGAUUCUGGGAACAGCCUGCCUGAGAGGAACAAUGACAAGGGCAAUUCCCUUGACAAGACGGAGAAGUUUCUACGGAGACACUCUGUCAAUGUCCUGCAAUUCUUUACGGAGACUGAGGAGUCCAUGCUCUCCGUGCACUCCAAGCGUGCCACCAUGGACUUCUCCCUGCUCACUGUCCCCAGUGUGCCAGAGAGGGCCCUGCAGUCCAGCAGUUCACUUCAAAACCAACCUGCCUCAACCCUGGGAAGCCCGCUGUUGCGAUGUGAUAAACUGGACCAGGCAGAGAUCAAGAGCCUCCUCAUGUGUUUCUUACAUGUGCUCAAAAGCAUGUCUGAGGAUGCUCUGUUCACAUACUGGAACAAGGCAUCAUCUUCUGACCUGAUGGACUUCUUCACUUUAGUCGAAGUUUGCCUCCAUCAGUUCAGAUACAUGGGAAAGAGAUACAUUGCAAGGAACCAGGAUGGGGCAGGACCUGUUGCACAUGAGCGGAAGUCUCAGACUCUUCCUGUGUCCCGUAACAGGGCGGGAAUGAUGCAUGCCCGCUUACAGCAGCUCAGCAGCCUGGAUAACUCAUACACAUUUAACCACACCUACAGUCACUCGGAUGCUGACGUGUUAAAUCAGUCACUGCUGGAGGCCAACAUUGCCACUGAAGUCUGCCUGACCGUCCUGGACACACUCAGCAUCUUCAUCAUGAGUUUUAAGACACAGUUGUGUGCUGAUCAUGGCCACAGUCCACUGAUGAAGAAGGUGUUUGAUGUCCACCUCUGCUUCCUGCGGAUCAAUCAGUCAGAAACGGCACUCAAGCAGGUUUUCACUUCACUGCGCACCUUCAUUUACAAGUUCCCGUGCACGUUUUUUGAAGGGCGUGCAGAUAUGUGUGCUGCUUUCUGCUAUGAGAUAUUGAAAUGUUGCAACUCCAAGCUGAGCUCCAUUCGCAGCGACGCAGCCCAUCUGCUCUAUUUUCUCAUGAAGAGCAACUUUGACUACACUGGUCGCAAGUCCUUCGUCCGGACACAUUUACAGGUUGUGAUUGCUGUCAGUCAGCUGAUAGCAGAUGUCAUUGGUAUAGGAAGUACUCGCUUCCAGCAGUCUCUGUCAAUAAUCAACAACUGUGCUAACAGUGAUAAAACUAUCAAGAACACAGCUUUCCCAUCGGAUGUCAAAGACCUAACUAAACGCAUCAGAACAGUGUUGAUGGCCACAGCACAGAUGAAGGAGCAUGAGAGAGAUCCAGAGAUGCUGGUGGACCUGCAGUACAGUCUCGCAAAGUCUUAUGCCAGCACACCUGAGCUGCGCAAGACCUGGCUUGACAGCAUGGCCCGAAUCCAUGUGAAGAAUGGAGACCUGUCUGAGGCAGCCAUGUGCUAUGUUCACGUUGCAGCACUGGUGGCAGAAUACCUGCGGAGAAAAGGCAUGUUCAAGCAGGGCUGCUCGGCGUUUCGUGUUGUGACUCCAAACAUCGACGAAGAAGCCGCAAUGAUGGAGGACGUCGGAAUGCAAGACGUCCACUUUAAUGAAGACGUCUUAAUGGAGCUUCUGGAGGAGUGCGCAGAUGGGCUGUGGAAAGCGGAGCGUUACGAGCUCAUCUCUGACAUCUACAAGCUCAUUAUCCCCAUUUAUGAGAAGCGGAGGGACUUUGAGAAACUGGCUCACCUGUAUGACACGCUGCAUCGAGCGUACAGCAAGGUGACGGAGGUCAUGCAUACUGGGAAGAGGAUGCUGGGCACGUACUUCAGAGUGGCUUUCUUUGGCCAGCAGUACCAGUUUACUGACUCAGAGGCUGAGGGCUUCUUUGAAGAUGAAGAUGGGAAGGAGUAUAUCUACAAAGAACCCAAAUUCACGCCUCUUUCAGAGAUUUCUCAGCGGCUCCUCAAGUUAUACUCUGAUAAGUUUGGUCAGGAGAAUGUGAAGAUGAUUCAGGACUCUGGGCGGAUCAACCCCAAAGACCUGGACUCAAAGUACGCGUACAUCCAAGUGACACAUGUGACUCCAUACCUGGAGGAGAAGGAGCUGGUCGACAGGAAAACGGACUUUGAAAAGAGCCACAACAUCCGUCGAUUUGUGUUCGAGAUGCCUUUCACCAUUUCGGGCAAAAAGCAAGGCGGUGUGGAGGAGCAGUGCAAACGCAGGACUAUACUUACCACCACUCAUUGUUUUCCGUAUGUAAAGAAACGGAUCGCGGUGAUGUAUCAACACCAUACUGAUCUGAGCCCCAUCGAGGUUGCCAUCGACGAGAUGAGCAAGAAGGUGGCUGAGAUCAAACAGCUCUGCUCCUCCAGCGAGGUCGACAUGAUCCGUCUGCAGCUCAAACUGCAGGGCAGCAUCAGCGUCCAGGUAAAUGCAGGACCUCUUGCGUAUGCCAGAGCUUUUCUCGAUGAUACAUGUGCCAAGAAAUAUCCUGAUAACAAGGUCAAACAGUUGAAAGAGGUCUUCAGGCAUUUUGUGGAUGCGUGUGGCCACGGUUUGGGCAUUAAUGAACGACUGAUCAAAGAGGACCAGCAGGAGUACCACGACGAGAUGAAAGCCAACUACAGAGAACUAGCCAGAGAGCUGUCCAUCAUCAUGCACGAACAAAUCAUUCCAGUGGAGGAUGGCAUGAAAAGCGUUCUCCCAGACUCGCUUCACAUCUUUAAUGCCAUCAGUGGCACACCAACCAGUGCCACCAUCCAGGGCAUUCCCAGCUCAUCCUCUGUGGUUUGAUGUCAGCCUGGGUGAAACUCAGAGCUGUCUAAGCCUGCCAACGCAGGCAUGCCAGUGACGCCAUAUUAUCACUCCAGAACUUAAUCCUGCUUCUCAGCCUAGAGAGAAACUGAUGGGAAAAACAGACAAGUCUCAUUUUUCUAUUUUCUGUCUGGCCACCGACGACCAAUAUGAGCAAGGCACUGGACCUGUUUAACAUGGAUAAUGGGGCAUGGUGGCUGUGUGAUGGAGGUGGGGGGAGGACAAAGAUGAGACUCUGUGCAGCAGAGAUGACAGGACACGGACUUUGUUCCUCCUUUAUGAUGACGUGAUGCUUGAUAAGACAUAACCUGUCUUGUCUUUACCUGUUUCUACCUGAAAAGACUGAGCAGUGUUUUCUUUAAAAACAUUCCUGUUGGGAUUUUUUUAAUAUGCAUGUCACUACAUUACACCUACACUCUCCCAACAGUCCAUUUUUGUUUAUUUUGAUAAUGUUUCACAAUGUUUUUUUAUGGACAAUAUUUCACUUUUAUAAGCCACUGUAUUGAUGUCUUGAUUAAUGGUAUAUGCUGCAUACAUCAGUGCUCCUCUCCCUGUACAUGAAGGUAUAUUUCUAGAAAAAUGCAAUUUUGGAAUAAGGGCCUGCUACGAUGUAACAUUAGCAUUCAACCUUAAAUCACUUUGAUGUCUUAGAAUGGGAGAGUUUUAAAGUAUUUAAAGCCAUUGCAUACAAAAAGGUAUAUUCCACGUUGUGUAUUAAUGUGUAUAUAAAACAAGGAGUGUGUGCAAUAUUUGCAAAGUAUCUUGCUGUGUGCGGCUCAUACACUGUAAAGAUUACGUUCACCUUCUUGCCAAAGCGAUGAGGUGUUGGGAAAGGACGCCUACUGUGCAAGUAAUAUGAAAAUUUUAUCAUUUUAUGUUCCAGAAAUUGUCUUUUAUUUGGGCAGAAAUGUUUUUUUUUUGUUUUGUUUUUUUACUUUAUUUAACACAAGUCACUGUUCUGCUGUAAACAAAGAUGCUUUUAAAUAAAAUACACUCAUUUCUCUGCAUUUGCAUCCAUAGGUCAUUAUUUGUUUUACUUGGUGGUAUUUUGUGGUAUUCUCACACUUGGCUCACUUGUGAAAUAAGUGGAAAAUAAACCUUAUUAUUCUCAGGGAUCAUUGCUGACUCCCUAGCUCCCAUAUCUCAUGUUCCCACCCAUCAUAAAAAUAACACAGUCAGCAGUGUGAAAAGAUGAUCAAGGGUUAAUAAAAAGCAAUAUUACAGGAAACAUUCCCACUCCCACUAGUGAACAGAGAAAGAUAAAUGAUCUGCUCCCUGCAGGAAGCUUAAAGGGAUUUUAUGCUAUAGCAGAAAGCAGGUGAUAGCUUCACAUCAUGGCAGGUAAGACUAAAAGAAAUGCAUUAUUAUGUACUCUUUCAUUUUGAUUCACAGAACACAAAUAUUCUGCUGCACAACAUGAACAUGUGCACAGAGGGAGAAGUUAACAGAAAGAAAACAAGUUCCAUGUUCUUAACUUAAAAACUUAAACUCUUCAUUCUGUAACAGGUGAGUGCACCUGUCAGGACAAAGAUCCCAAACAUAUUAGGAUCUCAGAUUUAUUUAUUAAUGCAAUUUGCACUACAGUCUUACACAGUUUCAGUCUUAUUUUUACAGUUUUUCUUUUCUUUGUUUUUUUUUUUUCUAUCAUCGUUGUGUACCUAUAUUUACCAGGCGCCAGUGACACCUUUUUAAAAACUGCACUGUUUUUUUUUUUUUUAAUAGACUGUACUAUUUUUAUUCUUUAUCCUGCUACUGUAACACAAUAAUAUUCUUUGUGGGAUCAAUAAAGUAUCUAUCUACAUA